Molecule: messenger RNA, 2087 nt
Organism: Amphiprion ocellaris (clown anemonefish)
Lineage: Eukaryota; Metazoa; Chordata; Actinopteri; Pomacentridae
Gene: hsh2d
Product: hematopoietic SH2 domain containing
Exons: 6
Coding region: 99-1157 (352 amino acids)
Cellular component (GO): cytoplasm
Source: RefSeq, a predicted model, not a curated record
CUGAGCUGCCGGACGAGGCGAGGAAACUUUGCUGUGAGCGAUGCUUCUUUUAGACAAUUGACUUUUAAUUAGGAUUAAAUGAACCAUCUCCCAGUACGAUGGAGGGAAGUUAUCCGUCACAGGAACAACAUGACGCCGUCACCUGGUUCAAAAAGUCCCAGCUCCAGUCUGUGAUCAGCAACGGUUUAGUUCCAGAGUGGUUUCAUGGCAUCAUUUCCAGGAAGACGGCGGAGGAACUGCUCAUGUCCAAGCCUCCGGGCUACUUCCUCAUCAGAGUCAGUGAGAGCAGGAUCGGCUACACUCUCUCAUAUCGUGCCGAUGACCGCUGCAGACAUUUCAUGAUUGAUGCGCUGGAGGACGGUCACUACAUCAUCCUGGGGGAGGACAGGCGUCACCGGCGUCUGCAGGACCUGGUGGACUUUCAUCGCAGGACUCCCAUCAUGCCUUUCUGCCAGGUGCUGACUGUCGCGUGUGGACAGUCCUCAGAAAACAUCGACUAUGCAGAACUACUGUUUCCCCAAAGACUUCCCACCCCCAACACCAGGUUGCUACCAAACAACUCCCCCAGCACGACUCCUCCAGUGUCCCAGGAAGAUAUCCCACCUGCCAUUCCUUACCGACCGGAAAACCUGAACAACCCCACAGUCCUGCUGUCAAACAGCCAACCAAACCGGCUCUACCCUUGUUUGGAAGAUGGAUCUCGACACGUCAACACCCCACUUCCAGCCACGCCUGUGCCAAAGACCAGAAAGAGAUACGACUCCAACCAAACUCCUGAAGUCCCUUCUCGAAAUUUUGUUCCUGUGAAGCAGAAUCAGGCUUGUAUCAGAACAGUUUCUGCACUUGAGAGUCCGUCCACGUCCACAGCCCCUCAACAACCAGCAAAGAACCAGGAAGGAAAGCCAUCAGUCAUCACCAACCUGAAGAACUUCAAGAGGAAAUUCCAAAAGAACAGAAGCACUUCGCAGGAUAAUACAUACACAGAGAUCAACGCUGAGGUGGCUGAUAGGAGUGGAAAUACUGAGUCAGAGUACGAGGAGAUCACAGGAAACCCCAACCUUACGGGUUCACCAUUUUCCUAUACUGAUGUGAAACUGACUGAUCAAAUUUUACCUCAAGAGUACAUGAAACCUCCACCUUUUGCACCAGGCUUCUGAUACACAGGCAUAUAUGAAAGCCAUGUACAUAUUGAUAAAUCCCUGGAUGCUACGUUGCUGAAUCAAACCAAAGAUGGAGGAUAGAGUGGACAUCUAAUUCCAGCUUGGUGGUGCAGCCUGCAGAGGAAAAGGAGAAUAAAGCACUUUUUCAACCUUCAAGAUCGACAUUCGUCAGAAAUUUUACUUUAAAAAAGGCCUUAAAAGGGAAAAAGUUGCAUCAUUAUGGCCAUAAUUGUUUUGGGUACUAUGCUUAUUCUUUCUUUGUGAUAAAUAAAACUCUACAGAUGGCUAAAACAAAGACCGAAAACAGAAUUAAACAGCCUGGCUAUGUUGAAGGAGACUAAAUCUAAAGCAUUUAAAAACAGUUUAACAUGUGUACAUUCUUUACAUAGGACAUUUUGCAAUUUAGAUUUUUUUUUACAGUUUAUUUUUAUUUACUGCACAUUUUUGCUUAUCUAUCUGUCUGUCUGUCUGUCUGUCUGUCUGUCUGUCUGCCUGUCUAUCUGUGUUUAUGGUGGUGGGAAUAGUACUCCUGCUGCAGCAACCACAUUACCCGUCAGGGAUUAAUAAAGUAUUUCUAUUGUAUUCUAUUCCAAACGGAAGUGUAAAAACGUUGCUGUUUUACAGGGGUUUAUGUGGUAGACUGAUUUGGCUUGGAUGGUCACACUUUAGAGGUGCUAGUAGGUCAAUUUGGUUCACUUCGGAUAGCGCCAGACUAGCUAUUUCCCCCCCUUUCCAAGCUUUGCGCUAAGCUAAGCUAAGCUAAGCUAACCAGCUGCUGGCUCUUUCUUCACACAGACUUGAAAGCGGUAUCUUUAUUUACCAGCGUGUUAAACUAUUACUUCAAACUUUCUGAAGCUUAUCAAUGUGCACAGAUGUAUAACAUUACAGUACAAUAUAAUAACUUUAUUAAUCCCCAAAGGGAAAUUC